UCACUGGUUAAAAAAAAAUUCCUGACAUUUCCAGCUUUUUCCAAAAUUUAUACUUGCCGUUGGGAUAAACCUAACUGAUGUAUUAGCUCUUCCCACCGAGUGGAUAGUGGUAUAAAAAUCGUGACAUUCGUAACCUCUUAGUGAGAUAAUUGACAAGUUAGUGAAAUGAAGUGCAUCUUAUUCUUUGUAAUUUUAGAGAAACUGACAAUUUUUCAAUCUUUUGGACAUGGAAUUUCAUCAGAAUGCCCAAAAAUAAUUUCAGAAAAUGAAAUUGUCCGCCUACCACACGAGACCGAAUGCGCAUUGUACUACUCUUGUCGAAGAGGAGAAAAAUAUUUGGCAGUAUGUCCAAAAAUAGAUCAUAUUAAUAGAUUUCAUUUCAAUCCCUCAAAACAAUUUUGUGAUUGGCCUGAAUACACUGACUGUACUAGCAAAAACAAAUUCGAAAUUCCUCCAACAAUAAGUGAUGCAAAUGGAAAAGCAACAAAAUUAGCAACUGCUGCAAGAGAACCAAAAACGAUUACAACAAGAUCAAAAGCAGCUGAAAUAGAAUUAAAACCAACUACUGUAGAUCCACAAUUAUCCCAAUAUAACAAAUUUCAGCAUUUAUAAAUAGAAAAUAGAGGUGCAAUAAUAAAAAUUA
This is a messenger RNA of Belonocnema kinseyi, 643 nucleotides long. RefSeq lists its product as uncharacterized. Lineage: Eukaryota; Metazoa; Arthropoda; Insecta; Hymenoptera; Cynipidae. Gene Ontology annotation, molecular function: chitin binding. The transcript has 3 exons. The coding region runs from base 166 to 612 and encodes 148 amino acids. Gene Ontology annotation, cellular component: extracellular region. The record is from RefSeq and is a predicted model, not a curated record.